AUGAUUUUCCCUCUUCCUCACCAAUCAACUUAUCAAUUCCAUAAGCUUGCUCUCCUUGGCUCCGACUACAUCUCCAUUCCUAAUGGCCCCGACAUAUUGGGAGGAGAUGAAGUCAACAAUCAAUCAGAGGCUUUCUCAACGGUGCUUCAAGCCCACAUAAACUUCAAAACCUGUUUGCUGCCCGAGGAGGUUGAGAAGAAUUCCUUCGGCCGAGCUUGCAGAGCCGAGGUGAAUGCUAUUGAAAUCUUCUUCCCUGGAGCAUUGUCAGCGAAAGUCCGGAUUUGCUUCGCCGCCUGGCUAGCCUUCGCAUGCGCCAUGGAUGACAUUCUCGAGACGCUGCCUUCUGACUUGGGUCAGGCGGUCUUAUGCGAUUGCAUCGAAAUAAUCCAAGGCCGCCCUGCAGACGUUUCCAACGGUACUAAAGGACAUGCUGGCGAUGCAAGGAUCCAGCACCUAACGAGGACGUUGCAUCAGCAUGUCACAUGUCAUCUUCCCCAAGAGACCUGCGACGUGUUCUUCCACGAGGUGUGCGGUGUGCUUUAUGCGCAUAUUGAUGAGUUCUUGUUCUUGGACGGUAGAAUUCCCCAAGACUUGGACACAUAUAUGUCGAUCCGCAGUCGUACCAUCUCCCUCAACCCGUUCUUCGAGGUGAUUAAGCGAGAGUAUUUCCCUACAAGCUGGCAGCCAAAUAGAGCCUGGGACCGGCUACAAGAAGCUGUCUCCUCUGCAGCUGGGCUACAAAAUGAUCUGGUGGGUUUGGAGCGAGACAUGAAGAAUGACGAGCAGAUGAAUGCCGUUAUUGUUUUGAUGCGUAGUCAAACUGAGGCUCGCUCAGCCGAUGAGACUCAUGCGCUCUUAGCUCGGUGCGUAGAUACCGCGGUAGACGAGCAUAAUAGGUGGAUGGAAACAAUAUUCAGACAAGCAGCACGCAUACUUGAAAUGGACGGGGGAGAUCAGUCAGCGGCAGAGACGAACCAAGUUGUACAGCACAUUGUUACAAUAGCUAGAACCCACCUGACAUGGUGUACUUCAGCCAAGAGGUACAUGGUCAGAUUUGAUCACGAUGUAUAA
This is a messenger RNA of Clonostachys solani, 1071 nucleotides long. The record is from the annotation of a GenBank genome assembly. Lineage: Eukaryota; Fungi; Ascomycota; Sordariomycetes; Hypocreales; Bionectriaceae.